UGCCACUGAAGCAUAUAAGAAGGAUUCUGAGUGGAAAGUUUUUGCGAGCAGCAUUGUGUCAUAUCUCUGCACCAUCGAAAUGCCGUCUCUAGGUUGCGGGACCUGUCGAGCACGCAAAGUGCGCUGUGACCAGGCCUAUCCGGAAUGCAAUCGAUGCACCAAAUCAGGGCGUCACUGCAAGGGUUAUGGUAUGCAGUUGUCUUGGCCCCGUCGGAAUGAUACCCGGCGGGCUAUAGUUGGUCCAAGACCGCGUCUUAAGGGUAGACUGUCGGAGCAUCGAUUGGUGAAUACUACCGUUACAGAUAUUAGGCUGCACGAUGUAGUAUCUGCGUCGGAUAAGACUUAUGGAGUACACAUGCUGGGGUUGCCUGAAGUAUCCUUUGGUUCCCCUGAUGCUAGCCCCCUUGAGGCAUCAGGGCCACUAUCAUUGAUCAAAGGACCUGGAAUGGGACCCAUAACUCGACUGAGUUCAGCCGAUCAGAGCUCCUUCCAGUACUUUAUACAGACAGCCUCACACUCCAUCACGUCUUUUGGCCAUGAUGCUCCAAGGGUCCGGGAACUGUUAAUCCAGAUAGCCCUUUCGGACUUUUCACCUUCAUCGACAGCAGUUCUAAAAUCUGCUCUGGCACUCGCAUCCUUCCAUCGCGCCAACUCACCGCAAAUAACCGCUCAGUAUAAGAUAGCCGCUCUGCGAAAACUAGCAGAGUCAACACAAGGCCGCAUCAGUGUGACCGAUUCAGCCUGCCACAUAGCAGCUGGCAUGAUACUAAGCAUGCUAGAGAUACAGCAAAACUCAAUGAAGUCCAGCCAUUGGCUAUGGUACGCUUGUGGCGCUGCCAAGAUCGUCAAGACAGCUGGGCUAGAUGUGUAUAACCUCGACCACGAUACAGCUGCUCUUGUGGGAUGGGUACACUACUAUAAUACUUUAUCUAGGUUCAGUCUGCGCCACUGGCAGCCACAUGUCACUCUCGAUGCUGAUGAAGCUGCUGACUCAUUUCACCCGGUGGUAUGCGGCAACGGUCAACCAGAAUCUCUCACUGGCGCACCUCAUGAGAUACUGUAUCUCUUGUCAGAAGCAUUCAACGCUGUGACAGUGCCGUCCGACCCGCGUUAUGAAACGAAGGCUCAUAGAAGCCAUCUUGAAAUACUGGAUUGGAAGCUGCGCAACCUCGAGAAGAAAGUACCCGACAGCAACUCUUCUGCUGAUACAAAACAUCCAGCAUUUGAUCUAGUCGUCGAGCUGUACCGUCUAUCCACCCUGAUCUAUCUGAGAAGAGCAUCUGCUGGAAUACUUCCACUGGAUCAAAAGUUCACAACAUGGGUUGGACAGGCGUUUGAGUUGCUUGAAAAACUACCUGCCUGUCAAUGGCCAUUCCCUUUGCUCAUUUUUGGCUGCGAGGCAGAAAGUGAUAGGCAAAGGAUGAUUAUUCUGGAUGUUAUGGAGAGGACGACUAAGAACUUGCAGUAUCGAAAUAUUGCAACUGUUAAAGGUGUUAUACAAACGGUCUGGGUGCAAAAGGACUUGUACGCGGAAGACAUGAAUUAUGUGAGGAAGUUGGGUGUUAUUCUGAGCUCGACUCAUAAGUCGGUACCAGCCUUUAUAUAA
Messenger RNA from Fusarium verticillioides 7600, 1606 nucleotides. RefSeq lists its product as hypothetical. The coding region runs from base 80 to 1606 and encodes 508 amino acids. Gene Ontology annotation, molecular function: zinc ion binding; DNA-binding transcription factor activity, RNA polymerase II-specific; transcription cis-regulatory region binding. Gene Ontology annotation, biological process: positive regulation of transcription by RNA polymerase II. NCBI's taxonomy places the organism in Eukaryota, Fungi, Ascomycota, Sordariomycetes, Hypocreales, Nectriaceae. The transcript is spliced from 5 exons. The record is from RefSeq and is a predicted model, not a curated record. Gene Ontology annotation, cellular component: nucleus.